GUCAGCGGGAGUUUCAGUACAGAUUCAGCAAUGUUCCCCGCUUCUAUCACCCACCAACAGACCAAGCGGAUCUUCCAUUAAAUAUUUCUUUGUAAAUCGGCAAGGAGCGAUAGCAAAGCGUCUGAAAUAUCCCACGAUGGCCGCAGAAAUAGGAACAGCGUCCGCAGUCAUCAGUCUUUUGGAGACAGCCAUCUCUUUGGUCAGGACGAUACAAACUGCUCGGAAACAAGUCAAGGACUUACCAAAGGUUCUCUCGGAUACUUCUGCACAGCUGGAAGGCCUUGUCCAGUCUUUGAUCUUGGUUAAAUCCGAACCAAAUCUCCAGACCGCUUCCGUCAUGUUGCAGGUCACCGCCAUCAUUGAUGUUGCUGAGGAACUCAGAGACGUGCUGAAGACUCUUCGAGAGAGGCAGGAAAAGAGCUCGGGUCGCCAAAUGAUGCAUGCUAUAACGGCCGGCAACGAGGACGAAAAGAAGAUCGCCGGCAUUGUCAGCCGUGUAGACAGUGCCAGGUCUGAAUUGACGCUACGUAUUAUGGUUGCUCAGGUUGGCCUGAUCGGCAGCCUGAGCGACGGUUUCCGCGUGGCGUCAUUAACACUGGCCGAAGUCAACGCCAAGGUCAACAGUUGUUUGGGAAGAGACUUGGUCCUUGCAAACAUGACCCGGGGCCGCGCACCGGAUGCUGACGGAACCGUAGAGCUUCUGCAAGAGGAGGUGACGAAAUUGGGCCUAAUUGACCAGCCACAGCCCAGUGACGCACCCGACUCGGGUCGUAGAGGACCGAGUGUGCCGGAGCAAAACAGUAGGAUUUACGGCAAUAUCACGUUGGACCAAGCCAGAAUCAUGACCGGCGAUGUGGGGGCUGGAAACUGGCAGUCAAUUUCCAGGGUGAACGAGGUAGCCAACAACAGAUUCGGCAAAGACACUCGGAUCAUGACAGGGAGUGUGGGACCGGAAGCUGCUUCGGCGUUCAUGGAGAACUUUUGGAAGUGACGCGCAAGUUCUGUUAGUGUCCUAGCCCUAUGCAUGCAAUACAUUUUUGAGUACUGAGAA
This is a messenger RNA of Diaporthe batatas, 1051 nucleotides long. RefSeq lists its product as uncharacterized. The transcript has 3 exons. Bases 137 to 991 code for a protein of 284 amino acids. Lineage: Eukaryota; Fungi; Ascomycota; Sordariomycetes; Diaporthales; Diaporthaceae. The record is from RefSeq and is a predicted model, not a curated record.